CUUCCCUUUUAACAAAGGUUCUUACCCUUUUUAUGCAUACCGGUAAUUACAUUCACGAAUAAAAAGGAAUAAUCAUAUGUAUUAUAUUGCAAAAAGGCAGGAUUGUCUUUAAUUACUUGCUUUGAUGUAUUGUGUAAUGGGGCUUAGAAAACGAGUCCAAGUUUCUCUUUAAUUUUAAGGGGAAGUAAUCUGUAAUCAUCAGUCAUGCACAUGUGAGGAGUGUUCACUGGCGCACUCUGAACUUUUAGCUUCCUUUUAACAUCCAACUGAGGUUUAUUUUUCGCCACUGGAACAGUAAAUGGAUUCUUCCUUGGAGAGCUCCAGCUCGUCGAACGGUGUCCCGGUGCGUUGCCGUCGUACUUGUAAGAUCAUUGUGAUCGGAGAUGCCGGAGUCGGUAAGACCUGUUUGACACACCGCUUCUGCACCGGACAGUUUCCCAGCAGAACGGAGGCGACAAUCGGGGUGGACUUUCGUGAGAAACUUCUUGAUGUAGAAGGCGAGAAAGUCAAAGUACAGCUGUGGGACACUGCUGGUCAGGAACGUUUUCGUAAAAGCAUGGUGCAGCACUACUAUCGCAAUGUGCACGGGAUCGUCUUCGUGUUUGAUGUCACUAACCACAUUAGUUUCCGCAAUCUGCCUCUGUGGAUGGACGAGUGCCGUCAGCACUCUCUUGGUCCAGAUAUUCCCCGGGCCCUUGUUUGCAACAAGGCCGAUCUGGUCACUCCGAUUACAUCUGUGGUAGUCGAGCAGGCUCGUCAUUUGGCCGAAGUCCACGGAAUGUCUUUUUAUCUUACUUCAGCCAAAGGUCACAAAGGGGACCAGGUGGAGAGCAUCUUUGUGACAUUGGCAAAGAGUCUGAAGAGCCAGAGAAGCCAGAGUGUGAACGAAUGUGUGCUAAGGUGCAGAUCUGAGAGCUUCAAAACCCCAGCAAAAGUCACAAUAGCACAGGAGGACACCAAGAAGAAAUGGGGCUGCAUCUGCAACUGACAGAUAAACACACAAGACAGAGUGGUGUGAUUUAUUUCAGUAUUUCCACUGACAGCGACAAGUAUCCUUUGAGAAUCACAAGGCUGUGGUCCGAAAGAGGGAAAAUCAAACUUUUUGCCAUCAUGGCAACUUGUGAAGAUUUAUGUUGGCUAUUAUGCAAAGGGACAAUUCAUGAAGGGAUUCCUCCGGCAGGGAACCUUCCUCAAGUGUAACCGCUAGACUAAAUGACUUUAUUCUAAACCUGGAGAUUUCAAAAACCGCUUAAUGGAGCUAAAAGACUAGUUGGUUAAAAUAAAUAGUUUGUGUAGUCUCUGACAACUGAAUCUUCACUUGUUCUUGCUGCUCUUUGUGCUGACUCAUACAUGUGUGUCUGACUGUAACUGUGACUGUAUUACACAAUUUAAUUUAACAGCAAAGUUUUUAUAAUUCAAUAAACAGGAAGAAAAAUGCAA
Molecule: messenger RNA, 1440 nt
Organism: Pimephales promelas (fathead minnow)
Lineage: Eukaryota; Metazoa; Chordata; Actinopteri; Cypriniformes; Leuciscidae
Gene: rab33bb
Product: RAB33B, member RAS oncogene family b
Molecular function (GO): GTPase activity; GTP binding
Source: RefSeq, a predicted model, not a curated record